Yamadazyma tenuis ATCC 10573 is the source of this 1084-nucleotide messenger RNA. Lineage: Eukaryota; Fungi; Ascomycota; Pichiomycetes; Serinales; Debaryomycetaceae. The record is from RefSeq and is a predicted model, not a curated record.
AUGAGUUGCUGCCUGGGCUACCGCAGACACACAUUUUUGAAGCCCCAUAUCCCUUUUCUAAUGGUAUUCGGUUUCAAAGUCCUUUCGGCACUUGCCUGCAUAGCUUUGGCAAGUGCUGUGGAGAUUACCACUAAUACAAUUAAGAGAGGAACAAUAUCAUUGAGUGUUGGUGACUACACCAUUGACGAAGGUGUUUACUUGUCUAUCAUUAAUAAUGCCGAUUCCGCCUUUCUUGGGCUGUUCACCAAUAAAGGUGGGUUUUAUAUCACUUCGGACAGUUCUUUAAUUGCCUUGACGGCAUCCGUUUAUACCUUGACUGGUACCAUCGAUAAUAGUGGAAUUUGGUCUUGGAAUUCCGUUGAGUCCUUAACUACUCCCGAUUUUGAAUUGUAUGCUGCUACAUUUCAAAACACCGGUACCAUGUUCUUUGCGGGUGACGGUUCUGUGGGUAUUCCUGUCAUGUCUGUGUUGGCCUCCGAUUGGGAUAAUGAGGGUUUGAUUGUAUUCUCAUUAACCACCAGAUCUACCGGUGAAGUGCUUUUGGGUAGUGCCACUGAUUCGGCACUUUCUAGUAUUACAAACGAUGGUACCAUCUGUUUAAUCAACCAAGUGUACCAUCAAUCCACUGGUAUUGAUGGAAGUGGUUGUUUUGAUAUUGGUGCGGAUUCGAGCGUUUGGUUGCAACAAUCGAUCUUGGGCCUGUACGGUGUCGACACAGAUCAAAUUUUCUAUUUAAGUGCACAAGACUCAUCCAUACGUGCUGAAUCGUUUUCAUCCACUCAAACAUUCACAGUUGCUGGAUUUUAUGGAACUAAUAUCAUUGGUAUUUCCUCCACAAUCUACAGUAUUUCUUACUCAGGGGAUACUUUGAGAAUAAAUGGAGGAACCCUCCUUAUUCCUCAAUACACCGACUUUGUUAUUGGUACCGGUUACGAUUCAGAUCUUUUUGAACUCGUAACUAGCAAUUUUGGCGAAGUUAGUUUGCUGUUCUCGAGCAAUGCUGUGCAAUAUACUGGUGAUCUUCCAUCCGGAUCUACAAGUUCUUCUUCGUGUUUGGCCUGCCAGUCAUUGCCUGAAGUUCCAG